AUGAAGAGAGCAUUACAAGCAGCCAUAUUUAUUUCUAAUGUCUUAACGGAAAACUGUGCCAUUGUUGAUAAAGAAAAUCGUCAUGAUGAUCAUACACAAAAUAUCGUUGCAUGUUAUAGAAAAUACAGCCAAAAGGACUACAAAGUUGUUUUGUUAACAGAAAAUAAUAUCAAUCAAAAUAUAAACGUAACAAGUCCCAUAUUUCGGAUGGAAGAAGUUGAAUAUUUCAUGAUAUAUGGGGAAUUAAAAGAGACGUCACCUCGAAAAGUAUUUAACUCAACAAUUACGGUCACAAUACCAAAUAAUCCAAGAAAGAGUUUUUCCAGUAAAACUAAAGUAGGGAUAAGAGAUCCACAAAUCAAAAGAUAUAUAGAACAAGAAGAGCAUAAUGUAUCUGAUUCAAAAUCAAUACAGAGAGAAGAGUCAGAAAUGAAAAUGGAGGUGGGUAGUUUAACUGAUGAGAAAAAAAUAAAUGGUCAUUGUUCAUGGAAUAAAUGGGACAGAUCACGUUCUCUUACCAGUUUAAAUCCAGGGACAAUCUGCAACACACUAUCAAAUACCUCGUUUCAUGAUACAGAAUAUGGAGAUGUUGAUAAAAACGUUAUGUUUGAAGUUACAAGUGAACUGAUGAAAGGGAACCUAAUAUCCAAGUCAGAAGAGUGGAUUUCGCGAUUCACACAAAUACUGGAAGAAGCUCUUAAUCAGGUUCUACAAAAGGCAGCUUUUCAGACAACACCUCCACCUUGGACGAUGUAUGAGGCUUGUGAGUGUAUUAAACGGGGAUUUAAAAAUGACGCUGAUAUUGUUGAUGCGGCAAAUAAGUUGGGGGAUAUUAUAUUUGAUAAUGGAGCUUUGAGAGGUAAAAUUAACCACAACAUAAAUCCAUCUACAUUUAUGAAAAUCUAUAGUUACGGCGUUUACCUCGUUGAUGCGUUACAGGGCGUUUUCGAAGAUGACGAAAACCUACAGGCAGCUGAGAAAUUAUUAGCCAAGUUACUACUCGAUAUUGAGACGCCGGAUUUCGAUAACUCUUUCAAUGAAAUCGAUGCAAUAAAUGAGCAUAGCGAUGAAGUUUGUUUUUCAGCUUCGCCACAAAAAACAUCCCAAAAUCAUCCGACACCAUCCAGAAUCACCCGUUCAAAGGCUAGAAAUAUUAUGACAUCAGUCCAGGAACGAGCCCAUCACUCUAAAGAUAAACUUCUUCAGUUUUUGCCGGGAAAAGAAAACUUUUUGUCAAAUUUUGAACUUAAAAAUGCCGACAAGGAUGAAACUAAUGAACCAGAAAAUACAGAUAAGACAGAUUGUGUUAAUACUAAAACAGAUGAUCCACCGAAAAUUAUAAGAAACUUUACAAGAAUCUCUAAUAUUGAAGAUAAAUUGAAUCCAAAUGGAUCUGAUGAUCUAGGUAAUCUAGAUUUUAUUUUAGAUGGUGCUGAAGUGCCAGAAAAGAAAACUUACACUCAUAUGGAUUUCAUAGAACAAACUAAGGCUAAAUUACGCUACGUUUUUAAAUUUUGCCAAGAUACAAGACAAAGGCUGUUAAAUCCAGAAAAACUCGAUAAAAAGGAUGUAAAUUGUCAAGCCAAAAAAUUGGCAGAACUUAUACGUGUUUUCCGUCUUCAAUUAACAGGGAUAUACGAAAGAAAAAAAGAUAUUUAUUUAAAUGAUCUUAACUUUAAUGAGGCUGAAUAUAAUUAUUAUAAGGAAUUUGUUAAGCACUGUUUGGAUGAAUGCGCAAUUCUUAAUACGGCCCUAUCGAUUAUAAUAACAGCAACAGGCUCAACUCUCCAAUAG
Molecule: messenger RNA, 1794 nt
Organism: Pieris macdunnoughi
Lineage: Eukaryota; Metazoa; Arthropoda; Insecta; Lepidoptera; Pieridae
Source: the annotation of a GenBank genome assembly